Molecule: messenger RNA, 2202 nt
Organism: Alternaria arborescens
Lineage: Eukaryota; Fungi; Ascomycota; Dothideomycetes; Pleosporales; Pleosporaceae
Product: Dipeptidyl-peptidase 5
Exons: 4
Coding region: 1-2202 (733 amino acids)
Biological process (GO): proteolysis
Molecular function (GO): serine-type endopeptidase activity
Source: RefSeq, a predicted model, not a curated record
AUGACGAUCAGAGCUAGCAGAUUCACACCUGAAGUGCUCUUGGAAGCACCCCGCCGUUCGGAAGGCGUUCCAAAUUCUAAUGCAUCAAGAGUUUUAUACUCCGUCUCGACAUACAGCUUCUCUGGGCAUUCGAAGAAAUCUGAGAUUCGUGUUCUGGAUUCAGCAAGCCAACAAACCAGUCUCGUCACAGAUGAUGCAUCCUUUAGCGAACCUUCGUGGCUAGAUGAUGAAACAAUAUUGCUAUUGAAGUCCAAUGACGAUGGAACUACAAACAUAAUCGUUGGAUCUCCAGACAACUUCGAGAAGAGCAAACACACUGCUGGCACGAUACAAGGACCAGUAAGCGACUCCAAGAUCUAUGCUCUUGGUGGCGGUGUCUUUGGUCUCGCUGUCGUUGGCAAAGCCAAGCCAGAUGGCACACUUUUCAACCCAGAGAAGGCCGAGAAACCUCACUCAUCAGGCAAGCUGUACAAGUCUGGGUUUGUUCGCCACUGGGAUCAUUACGUGACAGAGAAUCGGAACACGAUAUGGCUUGGCAAGCUUCAGCAGAAGAAAUUGGAAAAGUCUCAUGUCUUCGAGCUUGGACAUCCUCUAACGAAUGCGCUGAAAGGAACGAAGCUGGAGUCACCAAUCGAACCCUUUGGUGGAAAAGACCACUUCGACAUAUCGAAAUACGGUCUCGUGUUCACAUCGAAGGAUCCUGAUCUUAAUCCCGCGACGCACACGAAAACCAACAUCUAUGUUUCCGCAUCUGACAGCUUCUGGGAUGAUCUCCACUCAAAAGACAUGCCGGAAAUCCAAAAGGCUACCAUCGAAGGCUUUGAAGGUGCCAGCACGUCUCCAGUCUGGUCAAACUCGCGCGGCAUGAUCGCGUUCCUUUCCAUGAAAACUGAUGGGUACGAGUCAGACAAGAACCAACCGUUCAUUAUCCACGAUUAUAAGAAACCAUCCCAAGUCACUCUGCUCUACGGUUCUGAGGAUGGUAAAGGAAAGUGGGACCGAAGCCCACAGUCCAUAUCGUGGAGCCCCGACGACUGGCGCCUUUACUUUACUGCAGAGUCACAUGGUCGUGGAAACCUGUACAGCGCUGGGCCUCCUAAUCCAAGCGGAGAGAAGGAGCCUCUGCCAUCGCUUCUUAUAAAGGGGGGAACGAUCGGCUCUGCAAAGGUGCUCAAGAAUGGCGACGUUUUCGUGACUUCGACUAGCUUGAUUGAGAACUCGCUAUACUCCCUUGUCCCUCUAAGCACUCAAAGCAGCGAUACGGCUGUCUACGAUCUUCCUAUUGAUGAUAGACCGUAUGAUGCGGAUCCUGAUCAUCUGACAACCAAAUACAUCUCUUCGAACACGCGUUCUGGGUCUAUGUUUGGUCUGUCACGCCAUCAGAUCGAUGAGAUCCAUUGGGACGGUGCCGCAUCCGGCACCAAGGUUCAUGCUUGGGUUGUAAAGCCCAGCAAUUUCUCGUCCAAGAAAACUUAUCCGCUCGCCUUUCUCGUUCAUGGCGGACCGCAAGGUGCAUGGACUGAUGGAUGGAGUACGCGGUGGAAUCCUGCCGUAUUCGCAGAGCAAGGCUACGUUGUCAUUUGCCCGAACCCUACUGGAAGCACCUCUUACGGUCAAGCCUUCACAGAUGCCAUCCAGGGCCAGUGGGGUGGUCUGCCGUACGAAGACCUUGUGUUGGGCUUCGACUACAUCAAGCAGAACGUCAAUUACGUUGACACAAAACGCGCCGUUGCCCUCGGUGCCUCUUAUGGCGGGUAUAUGAUGAACUGGAUUCAAGGACACCCUCUCGGCCGCGAAUUCAAAGCCUUGGUAACCCACGAUGGUGUCUUUAGCAUGUCCGGCCAGAUGGCAUCUGAAGAGUUGUACUUCCCUUUCCAUGAUAUCGAAGGCACACUCUGGAACAACCCGGAAAACUGGGCCAAGUGGGACCCGUCCAGGUUCACGGAAAACUGGGCCACACCGCAACUCGUAAUCCACAGCGAACUAGAUUACAGGCUAACGAUCAGUGAGGGUUUGGCGGCUUUCAACGUGCUGCAGUGCAAAGGAGUAGAGAGCCAGUUCUUGACCUUCCCAGAUGAGAACCAUUGGGUGCUGAAGCCCGAGAAUGGGCUCGUUUGGCAUAAAGUUGUUUUGGACUGGAUCAACGAGCAUGUCGGAUUGGAGAAGUACACGGAGGCCCAGAAGGUGAUCAAGCAGGAGUAA